Messenger RNA from Mandrillus leucophaeus (drill), 5035 nucleotides. It is a transcript of the gene YEATS2, whose product is annotated as YEATS domain containing 2. Gene Ontology annotation, molecular function: histone binding. Lineage: Eukaryota; Metazoa; Chordata; Mammalia; Primates; Cercopithecidae. The record is from RefSeq and is a predicted model, not a curated record. The transcript is spliced from 28 exons. Gene Ontology annotation, cellular component: NuA4 histone acetyltransferase complex. Gene Ontology annotation, biological process: regulation of transcription by RNA polymerase II; chromatin remodeling. The coding region runs from base 13 to 4101 and encodes 1362 amino acids.
CCGAAUGUCAUCAUGUCUGGAAUCAAGCGAACCAUCAAAGAAACCGACCCUGAUUACGAGGAUGUAUCUGUGGCCCUUCCAAACAAGCGGCAUAAAGCAAUUGAGAAUUCAGGUAGAAAUGGAUCAAAGACAUGUGAUACAAUGGUUUUUAAUCAUCCUGCUAUCAAGAAAUUUUUGGAAUCACCAUCUAGGUCAUCAUCUCCUGCCAAUCAGAGAGCAGAAACACCAUCAGCCAAUCAUUCAGAAAGUGAUUCUUUAUCUCAGCACAAUGACUUCUUAUCUGACAAAGAUAAUAACAGCAAUAUGGAUAUAGAGGAGAGACUCUCGAACAACAUGGAGCAGAGACCAGGCCGAAAUACUGGAAGAGAUGCUUCUAGUGUUACUGGCUCCCAUAAAACAGAACAGCGGAAUGCUGAUCUCACAGAUGAGACUUCGCGACUUUUUGUAAAGAAAACAAUAGUAGUGGGCAAUGUGUCCAAGUAUAUACCUCCGGAUAAGAGGGAAGAAAAUGACCAGUCAACUCAUAAGUGGAUGGUAUAUGUCCGAGGGUCCCGUAGAGAACCCAGCAUUAAUCAUUUUGUCAAGAAAGUUUGGUUCUUCCUUCAUCCCAGCUAUAAACCAAAUGACCUUGUGGAAGUUAGAGAGCCUCCUUUUCACCUGACCAGAAGAGGCUGGGGUGAGUUUCCCGUCAGAGUUCAAGUUCACUUUAAGGACAGCCAGAACAAGCGGAUAGAUAUCAUACAUAAUCUGAAGCUGGAUAGAACUUAUACUGGCUUGCAGACUCUUGGAGCAGAGACGGUAGUAGAUGUUGAACUCCAUCGCCAUUCUCUGGGAGAAGACUAUAUAUAUCCUCAGUCCUCGGAGUCUGAUAUCUCUGAUGCCCCUCCAUCUUUGCCUUUGACCAUUCCAGCCCCAGUGAAAGCUUCUUCACCAAUAAAGCAGUCACACGAGCCAGUACCCGAUACCUCUGUGGAGAAAGGAUUCCCAGCUGGCACUGAAGCUGAACAACACGCUCCGUUUUAUUCUUUGCCAUCUUCAUUGGAAAGGACACCCACCAAAAUGACAACAUCCCAGAAAGUUACCUUUUGUUCUCAUGGCAAUUCAGCUUUCCAGCCAAUAGCAUCAAGCUGCAAAAUUGUGCCACAAAGUCAGGUUCCUAAUCCUGAGUCACCUGGAAAGUCCUUCCAGCCCAUCACCAUGAGCUGCAAGAUUGUGUCAGGUUCCCCAAUAUCAACUCCAAGCCCAUCACCAUUGCCUCGAACCCCGACUUCCACUCCAGUUCACGUGAAGCAAGGCACUGCCGGCUCUGUUAUUAAUAAUCCUUAUGUUAUCAUGGACAAGCAGUCGGGGCAGAUGAUUGGAGCCAGCACUCCCAGUACAGGAAGUCCUACAAACAAGAUCUCCACGGCUUCUCAGGUCUCCCAAGGAACAGGUUCCCCUGUUCCUAAAAUUCAUGGAGGUAGUUUUGUAACAUCUGCUGUCAAGCAGGAGGAUUCUUUGUUUGCAUCUAUGCCACCUCUUUGCCCAAUUGGGAGUCACCCUAAGGUUCAAAGCCCCAAACCUAUAACAGGAGGACUUGGAGCUUUCACAAAAGUGAUCAUCAAACAGGAACCUGGUGAAGCACCUCACGUGCCCGCGACAGGAGCUGCCAGCCAGUCACCACUCCCGCAGUAUGUGACUGUGAAAGGGGGUCACAUGAUAGCUGUGUCCCCUCAGAAACAGGUCAUAACUACUGGAGAAGGGAUUGCCCAGUCAACAAAGGUUCAGCCCUCCAAGGUUGUCGGGGUACCAGUUGGGUCUGCUUUACCUUCAACAGUGAAGCAGGCUGUGGCGAUCAGUGGUGGCCAGAUCCUGGUAGCCAAGGCCAGCUCUUCUGUCUCCAAAGCAGUUGGUCCAAAGCAAGUUGUGACCCAAGGAGUUGCCAAAGCAAUUGUGAGUGGAGGUGGAGGAACCAUUGUUGCUCAGCCAGUGCAGACCUUAACCAAGGCCCAGGUCACUGCCGCUGGUCCUCAGAAGAGUGGAUCCCAGGGUUCAGUAAUGGCAACAUUGCAGCUACCAGCCACUAAUUUGGCCAACUUGGCAAAUUUGCCUCCUGGCACUAAACUCUACCUAACUACAAACAGCAAGAACCCUUCAGGAAAAGGAAAACUGCUGCUGAUCCCUCAGGGAGCCAUCCUGCGAGCUACAAACAGUGCUAAUCUCCAGUCUGGCUCAGCUGCCAGUGGUGGGAGUGGUGCCGGAGGAGGAGGAGGUGGUGGAGGCGGUGGCAGUGGUGGAGGCAGCAGUGCAGGAGGAGGAGGAGGAACAGGAGGAGGAACAGCAGGAGGAGGAACUCAAAGUACCGCCGGCCCUGGAGGGAUAUCUCAGCACCUGACUUACACAUCUUACAUCCUCAAGCAAACUCCCCAGGGCACAUUUUUAGUUGGCCAGCCAUCACCCCAGACUUCUGGAAAACAACUCACCACUGGGUCAGUGGUCCAGGGAACACUGGGAGUCAGCACGUCUUCUGCACAAGGACAACAAACGCUAAAGGUCAUCUCUGGACAGAAAACCACGUUGUUUACACAGGCAGCUCAUGGAGGACAGGCAUCUCUAAUGAAAAUAUCCGAUAGCACCUUGAAGACUGUGCCAGCCACCUCACAGCUCUCAAAGCCUGGAACCACAAUGCUGAGAGUAGCAGGAGGGGUUAUCACAACUGCCACUUCCCCAGCUGUGGCCCUCUCAGCAAAUGGUCCUGCACAACAGUCUGAGGGAAUGGCUCCCAUGUCUUCAUCUACGGUCAGUUCUGUAACGAAAACUUCUGGGCAGCCGCAAGUGUGUGUGAGCCAGACCACCAUGGGAACCUGCAAGGCUGCCACCCCCACCGUCGUCAGCGCCACGUCCCUCGUGCCCACACCAAACCCCAUCUCUGGGAAAGCCACAGUAUCAGGACUGUUAAAGAUUCACUCCAGCCAAGCCAGUCCCCAGCAGGCAGUCCUGACGAUUCCCAGCCAGCUCAAACCACUCAGCGUAAACACGUCUGGAGGGGUGCAGACGAUCCUGAUGCCUGUGAAUAAAGUGGUUCAGUCAUUUUCUACCAGCAAGCCACCUGCCAUUCUGCCUGUAGCUGCCCCAACUCCAGUUGUCCCCAGCUCUGCUCCAGCAGCUGUUGCAAAAGUGAAGACUGAACCAGAAACACCUGGGCCGAGCUGCCUCUCUCAGGAGGGUCAGACAGCAGUGAAAACAGAAGAAAGUUCUGAGCUGGGAAACUAUGUCAUUAAGAUAGACCAUUUAGAGACUAUCCAGCAACUCUUAACAGCAGUAGUAAAGAAGAUUCCGUUAAUCACUGCAAAAAGUGAAGAUGCCAGCUGCUUUUCUGCAAAGUCUGUGGAGCAGUACUAUGGCUGGAACAUUGGAAAAAGGAGAGCCGCUGAGUGGCAAAGAGCAAUGACAAUGCGAAAAGUCUUACAAGAAAUCCUGGAGAAGAAUCCGAGAUUUCACCACCUGACUCCCCUCAAAACCAAGCACAUUGCUCACUGGUGCCGCUGUCAUGGCUACACCCCACCAGACCCUGAGAGCCUGAGGAAUGACGGGGACUCCAUCGAGGAUGUGCUGACCCAGAUCGACAGCGAGCCUGAGUGCCCAUCAUCGUUCUCCUCUGCGGACAACCUCUGCCGCAAACUGGAGGACCUGCAGCAGUUCCAGAAAAGGGAACCCGAGAAUGAGGAGGAGGUGGACAUCCUCAGCCUCUCUGAGCCAGUAAAGAUAAACAUCAAGAAGGAGCAGGAAGAGAAACAAGAGGAAGUCAAGUUCUACCUGCCACCAACCCCAGGGUCUGAAUUUAUUGGGGAUGUCACACAGAAGAUUGGGAUCACCCUGCAGCCCGUGGCGCUCCACAGGAACGUGUAUGCGUCGGUGGUGGAGGACAUGAUCCUGAAGGCUACAGAACAGCUGGUGAAUGAUAUCCUGAGACAGGCUUUGGCAGUUGGAUACCAGACAGCUUCUCACAACAGGAUUCCCAAAGAAAUUACAGUGAGUAAUAUUCACCAGGCCAUUUGCAACAUUCCUUUUCUGGAUUUCCUCACAAACAAACACAUGGGAAUAUUGAAUGAGGACCAGUGAGCGGAGUGAGGUGCCCUGGAGAAGCAGGCUUUGAAGGCGCAGCGAAGCUGUAACUGAGGACCCUGCUGCUCGGGAAGGAGGUGGUUUCCAGUGCGCCUCGGGAUGUCAUGGCUACCCAACCAUUGCCGCUCCUGUUCCCGCGUGCCACCAGCAUGCUCCACUCCAGAUGAAAUCCAUUGGACAGGAGUUUGUGUCCUCAGUGUGGAGUGAGGCUGUCAGUGGAUACGUGCUUUGUCGGUCAACGUUUCUGCAGUCUCUGUAAAGGCCCCAUGAGACUUGGGCCAGGCCAUGUGCCUCAGGCCCUUCUCCCUGAGUGUGCUCAUGGGGGCUCCUUGGGCCCGCCUCCCCAGGAGAUAGAAAAGGAGUGGCAGGCUAGAGAUUUGAACCAUCUUGUGGGCUGGAGUUACCAGUAGCUCCAGCAGUUAUCCUGAAGAAAGAUUGGGCUUCAGCCUUCAGCAAGUGGUUCUCUCCCCUCCCUGGCCUUGGUGUGGAGGGGCUGUAUUCUGAGCCCAAGUGAGUCAGCUAUAGGAAGAGGCCAUACCUAGAGCAAAGAACCAGGAAGGCCUGAGAGACGGCAGACUGAGCAGAAUUCCUUUUUUGAGCACAGGAGCAUUACUAGAACCAUUGUCAAAGCAGUGGCAAGAGACGGAGAGGCCCCAAUGGGAGUCGGGAAGAGCUUUGAUUAUAACCAAGAAAACUCUCACUAUGCUAGGAAUAGACAGCGCGCACCAGCCCCGGACACUUGGCAGAAGCGUAGCAGUGUUACACAUGUGUGUGAAGCAGCUUGCAGGCUCCAUGCCAUCUGCAUGGUCUGCAGGAACUUCUGCUGCUGACCCCAUGCUGAGUGGCCAGUGGGGAACAGCCCCCGGCAGGCUCUUCUGGGGUGGUCUGUCCUAUCCGUGGGUUGUGUAUCCUCUUCUCUGUUAAGGAGUUU